CGCUGAUGUGAUGGUGAGCCUUGAGACCAGACAACACUACACCACUCCUGAAAAUUACUUCCUAAACGAGAAAGAAAAACUUUGGUAAAUAAUGCCUGGAGCCGAGAGACGCAGCUGGCGAUAGUGUGGGAUCAAAGCGUAAGAUGAUCGAGGGAUUAAGGAAACCUUGAGGAAAUUGAGGAAGAGUGGAAAAAGAGAUAAAUGUAAAAUAAAACAGAUAAUUUUGAUGAGUAAAGUAUAAGACAGAGAGAAUAAUAUUGACUCUUUUAAGUUACCGAGACUGAAUUAGCUUUGGAAUCAACUUCAAAUCUAGAUAUUAGAUAAGUUUUCAAAGUGGGCUUUGUAAUAUAUACUUAUAUAAGACAGAGAGAAUAAUAUUGACUCUUUUAAGUUACCGAGACUGAAAUAGCUUUGAAAUCAACUUCAAAUCUAGAUAUUAGAUAAGUUUUCAAAGUGGGCUUUGUAAUAUAUACUUAGGGUUGACAGUUGGGAGAUAAUCACCCAAUUGAUCAAGCCAGGAGGAUAGGAAACAGUGAGUGCUGCAGUAACAGUGGUCUUGUAGUGCCGCUGAAAGCUCACCGUUGAAAGCAACUGUGAGUUAAGUCUCUGUAACGAUAGUGAUGUAUGGUGCCAACACCUCGAUGGCUUGCUGAUUUAACUCGACCAGUUGAUUACCAGUGAGUUGUGUGCCAAUUUGCUAGAAAGGAAGUGAGUUCUGCGGCGGUUUGUUAGAAGACGGGUGAGUUCCGUGGCGUUGUUCGAGGCCCGUAGAGGUGUUAAAAUAGCGAUUGUGUUCAUAAUUGUGAGAUCAGUGUAAACAGUGUAUAGAUUGUGUCAACAUGUCACACAAAACCAUUUGUCUCGAAGCCCCUUAGCUUCUAGUUCAACGCUGUUGCAAACGUAGUUAACCAGACAGUUGGGUUGAGUGUGUUGACAAUGGGUGAGCGAGGUGUUAACUAGGGGGGGAGACUGUCUGGUUGAACUGUAAAUAAACAAGGGAGGAAAACAUCCAAUGUCAACAUUCUGUUUACAUUUGAGGAAAACAUCCAUGUCAACAAAGGCUCAGGCCAUGAAUCCUUUACAUCUGGACUCACUCAAACUGCAAAUAAAAGCUUGUUCUAUGACGUCUGUUCACGUUACAUUCAACACAACAUUCCAAGAGUUAUUUAUUGAUAUUUAGCAAAACAAAGUCACGUUCAACAAUAAUAACCAAAUAAUACAGUUUAAGAUUCGUUCUGACAUUUGCUGUAACAAGUACUCAAAGUAGCAGGUCCGGCAGCCUCUCAAAACGUAACUGUCAUUAACAUUCUGGAAUAUUCCACAAGACAACAUUGCUCUCCAAGAUGGCCAGAAGUUCCACCAACGGACGACCCUCGAGCAUGUCGUCCAACGGGAGCAGCGCUGGAGGUGGCAGCGACGGCGGCAGCAACACGGACACUAAAACGACAACUAUGGCGACUGUAGGCGGCGGCGGAGGUGGAGGAGGAGGAGGAGAUGGGAAAGGAGGCGGAUUUGGGGGAGGAAGUGUCAACAUUAAGAAAAAACAAAAGAAGUUCGGGUUAUUCAAGACCACUUUGCCUCGGAAUCUGAAAGAGAAUUCACGCGCCGACCUCCUCAGUCCUUCCAGCGACGAAGUUCCUUCCCCUAAGGACGUGAGCAGCGGUGUUCUGACCAUCCCGACCUCGACCUCGUCUCCUUCUCCGACGGCCUUCCUGCCCGAGGCCUUCCUGACGGACUCCUGCUGCACCACCUCGUCCUCCUCUUCGGCAGCCAGGAAGGAUACGGCUUGCUGCAACGGAACUGCUCACUCCGGCGUCAAGGUCGUCAGAUCCCACAGACAAGUUCCAGGAAGUGCCAGUACCGCGGCCAGAGGUGUGUACGACGCCGGAGUGUCUGCGGGCGGCGUCGCGCCUCCUGGACCGCAUGGACCGCACUGUCUCCCCGUGCAGCGACUUCUACCAGUUCGCCUGCGGCAACUACCUCCACGAGAACGUUGUCCCCGACGACGCGCUCUACCGCUCCUCCAUGCAGGAGAUGCAAGAGGACGUCCUUGUUAUAAUUAAGAAGAUGCUGGACGCCCCGCACGGUGACAACGACACCGACGCCUUCGGCAAGGCCAAGAGACUCUACCACUCCUGCAUGAACACCAGCUUCACUGUCCACGAGAAGGACAUGGCGGACUCGCCCAUCUUCGACCUGCUGACGGCGGAGCAGCUGGGACAGUGGCCGCUGCUGGCGCCUGAUCGCUGGAACGAGAGUCAUUAUAACCUAGAACGCCUCCUGGCCCAGCUUACCCUGUACCAAGUGCACACCUUCCUUGACUCCUACAUCACUCCGGACGAGAGGAACUCCACCAUGUACACUCUGCAGUUCUACAAGGGGUCGCCGGCACUAGCCAGGAACUACUUCCUCAACACGACUAACGAGGAGUACGCCGGCUACAUGGCAGCGUACCGGGCACUCAUGGAGGAGACGGCAGUGGCACUCUCCCCGGACCAGUCACUCAAUGUCUCUCACAUCGACGAGCUCAUCGCCUUCGAGACCAAGUUUGCUCUGAUCUCAGACAGCCGAGCGUGUGGGAGUGGGCGAGAUGGCGGGAACAUGUCGGACACCCUGGUGGAGGAGGAGGAGGUCUCCGGCAGGAUGACGGUGGCCCAGCUGGAGCUACUGGUCCCCGAGAUCGCGUGGGGGCGGAUGCUGAGAUACACCCUGGAGGAGUACUCCCUGGACCUGGACGUGGACUCCCUCAUCAUCACGCUCCACUGCUACACCUACAUCCCCGACCUGGUCAAGCUGCUGUCAGCCACGCCUAAGAGGGUGAUAGUGAACUACCUGUUGUGGAGGUUCGUCUUAAGAUACAUGCCUUAUAUCAGCAACUAUUUCCAGCAACUCUGGCAGCAGUUCCGGAGUGAGGUGCCUGAUCCCUUUGAAGAACGAACGUACAUCAGCCGGUGGAAGGAGUGUGCAGCGGUGGUCAAUGAGGGAUUUGGAGCCGCCCUUGCCAGAAUGUAUGUUGAGCAGCAUUACGACCACCAGAUCUCCGAGAAGAUUGACAAUCUUGUUGAGGAGGUGCGAACAGCUUUUCACUUGGUGAUUGAUCGACAGGACUGGCUCGAGCAGGAGAUGAAACAAGUCUGUAGUGACAAGUUAGACAUCAUGGGGAAGAAGAUUGGGUAUCCAGAGUACAUUGAGUCCACGGAACUCUUGGAUGCCGAGUUCGAAGGGCUUGACAUCCUAGAGGAUCACUUCCUAAACAACAUCCUACGGAUGAAGAAACACGAGGUGUGGAAGGAACUACAGAAGCUUUCUCGGCCAGUUGACAAGAAGAGGGAUUGGUUGAUACAGCCUCUGGUGGUUAAUGCGUUCCACAACCCAGCUGCCAACGAGAUCAUCUUGCCACUCGGGAUCUUACGAGAGCCCUUCUACAACCCAGGAUAUCCCAUGUACCUGAACUACGGAAGCCUUGGUGUGGUAGUGGGACACGAACUGGUUCACGGCUUUGAUAACCAUGGUAAGCGGUACGACAAGCACGGGAAUGUGUCACAGUGGUGGAGUGAGGAAAUGGCAGAGCAGUUCACUGAGAGAGCAGCCUGUUUUGUCGAGCAGUACAGCCAAUACCCUAUUGAGAUGGUGGGCAAGAAUUUCAUGCUGGUUGAUGGCAACGAGACACUCGGGGACAACAUUUGUGACAAUGCAGGCGUGCUCAAUGCUUGGCUGGCUUACACCCGUUGGAGGGAGAAGAAUGGAGAAGAGCCUUACCUACCAGGAAUGAACUACACCGUACCACAAAUCUUCUUCAUCACUUUUGCCCAGAUCUGGUGUGAAGUGGUGAGCAAGGAGGGCUAUGAGAAAUACAGCAAGGACAUGCACAGCCCAGGAGUCUAUAGAGCUAACGUUGUUGCACAGAAUUCCCAGUUCUUCGCUGACACCUGGGGUUGUCCUAUUGGGUCCCCAAUGAACCCAGAGAAAAAGUGCCAUCUUUGGGUGUAGGUGGAGUGUAUCAGCCAAAAACACAGGAUCAGCUAGCACUCUCCUGUCAUCUUGCAUUUCAGUACUAACCAGUGAUAUACUAUUGAUUGAUCAUGAAAGUAUCUGCGAGCAACACAGUGACAUUCAACAUCAUAUUAAGUAAUAAUGCUACCGACUGCUGAUAUUGCCAGCAAGAACAUGCAAAUCAGCAACACAACUAAACUCCAGAAAAGCUAUGUAAUUGGGCAUAGUUAAGAGAUAGUACUGACUCUUGGUGAACAUUCAUGAAAUUGCCCACAAUAAAACAGCAUUGCUAACGUGGAUUACACAGUACGGUAGCUGCAAGAGAUGUUAUGUUAGUAUAGAGACCAGGGAGAGUGACAUUUAAAAGGUCCCAUCUCUUCAAAAAUAUCAGAAAGUGUAUUUAAUAAUUAAAUGGGGAAGUGACAAGUUGAAAAGCAUUGACAAAAAUAUAAGGGCUAUUAAAUUGAUGAGAUAUGUAAAUAAACAUCAGUUGUAGCUUUCUUCCUAAGAAAUAUAGUAUUGACAUGAAAAGGAACCUGCCUUGCUAACAUUGUAAACCUCUCAUGAUUAACUUGAAUGAGGUUGCUGGCAGACAUUAUUCUUAAUAGCCAAAGAAUCUUUUUUAGAAAUAAAAUUAAUCAGAAUAUUGCUUUGUUGAUAGAAUCAAGACAACAACCCUGUCUUCUUUUAAAAACUCACACACAUGUGCAUUUAUAAUUGGUAAAUACACUUAGAUAAUUACAUACACACACACAGCCAAAGGGACCAAAGAGCCUAAGCUCAACCCCCGCAAGCACAACUAGGUGAGUAUACAUACAUGCAUGCACAUACACACGCACAUUCGUACAUUCAGUAAUUGGUAACUACACUUAAAUAGUUACACACACACACACACACACACACACACACACACACACACACACACACACAC
Messenger RNA from Procambarus clarkii (red swamp crayfish), 4924 nucleotides. Lineage: Eukaryota; Metazoa; Arthropoda; Malacostraca; Decapoda; Cambaridae. The record is from RefSeq and is a predicted model, not a curated record.